Messenger RNA from Scleropages formosus (Asian bonytongue), 2277 nucleotides. It is a transcript of the gene usp14, whose product is annotated as ubiquitin specific peptidase 14 (tRNA-guanine transglycosylase). Gene Ontology annotation, molecular function: protein binding; cysteine-type deubiquitinase activity; proteasome binding. The record is from RefSeq and is a predicted model, not a curated record. Bases 125 to 1597 code for a protein of 490 amino acids. Gene Ontology annotation, biological process: regulation of proteasomal protein catabolic process; proteasome-mediated ubiquitin-dependent protein catabolic process; protein deubiquitination. The transcript is spliced from 16 exons. Lineage: Eukaryota; Metazoa; Chordata; Actinopteri; Osteoglossiformes; Osteoglossidae.
GGUCGGCCAGUGUGCAGUUGCAGCGUCAUCGUCAGGUUCCGUUUGAAUGAAGUCGGGGGUGCAGGCAUCUGCCCAGUGAAGCUACCCAGCAGCAGUCUGGAAUAAUUAAUAGCGUCCACGGAAAAUGCCAGUGUUCACAGUGAACGUGAAGUGGGGUAAGGAGAAGUUUGAUGGUGUGGAGUUGAACACAGAGGAGUCUCCUAUGGUCUUCAAAGCUCAGCUGUUUGCUCUGACUGGUGUGCAGCCUGACCGCCAGAAGGUCAUGGUCAAAGGGGGAACCCUGAAGGAUGACGAGUGGGGCAACAUCAAAUUGAAGAAUGGCAUGACCCUGUUGAUGAUGGGCUCUGCAGACGCACUGCCUGAGGAACCUGCUGUCCGACCCAUGUUUGUGGAGGACAUGACUGAAGAGCAGCUUGCCUCUGCGAUGGAGCUGCCCUGUGGACUUGCAAACCUGGGCAACACCUGCUACUUGAACGCCACUGUUCAGUGUCUGCGCUCCGUACCAGAGCUCAGAUCCGCUCUCAGACGGUACUCGGGUGCCUUGAGGUCCUCUGGGGGUAACGCAUCCUCAAUGUACAUCACCGCAGCUUUGCGGGAUCUCUACGAGUCCAUGGACAACACGUCCGCUAGCAUCCCACCCAUCAUCCUGUUGCAGUUCCUGCACAUGGCUUUUCCGCAGUUUGCGGAGAAGGGCGACCAGGGGCAGUACCUCCAGCAGGAUGCCAAUGAGUGCUGGGUGCAGGUAAUGAGGGUCCUGCAACAGAAGCUGGAGCCGGAGGAACCAGAAAGCACUAUGGAGUCUGAUUCAGAGAAUGCGGCUGCUGCACCCCCAACCAAGAAAAACUUCAUUGACCAGUACUUUGGAGUGGCGUUUGAGACCACUAUGAAGUGUACAGAAGCAGAGGAUGAAGAGCCGGUCAAAGGCAAAGAGAACCAGCUUCAGUUCAGUUGCUUCAUCAGCCAAGAGGUCAAGUACCUGGCCACAGGGCUGCGGCUGCGCCUGCAGGAGGAAAUCACCAAACUGUCCCCAUCUCUGCAAAGAAAUGCUUUGUACAUAAAAUCAUCUAAAAUCAGUCGCCUGCCUGCUUACCUAACAGUCCAGAUGGUUCGUUUUUUCUACAAGGAGAAGGAGUCUGUCAACGCCAAAAUCUUAAAGGACGUGAAGUUCCCCCUGAUGCUGGACGUCUAUGAGCUGUGCACGACUGAACUUCAGGAGAAGAUGAUGUCUGUGAGGUCAAAGUUCAAAGACAUGGAGGACAAGAAGCUGGAGCAGCAGCAGAAGAAUGAGAAGGUAUCUGUGCCACCAAAAGAAGUGAAAUAUGAAUCCUUCUCCUUUUCUGAUGAUCUGGGCUCCAACAAUAGCGGUUACUAUGACCUGCAGGCGGUGCUCACUCACCAGGGCCGUUCCAGCUCCUCUGGGCACUACGUUGCCUGGGUGAAGAGGAAAGAAGAUGAGUGGGUGAAGUUUGAUGAUGAUAAGGUGAGCCUAGUGGCACCAGAGGACAUCCUGAAGCUGUCUGGCGGUGGAGACUGGCACAUAGCGUAUGUUCUGAUGUAUGGCCCCCGGCGGCUGGAAAUGUUGGAGGAGCAGCGAUAAUUAUGAGCGCAAACAAACGCCAUUUAGGAGCACUGUCUGUAUAGCUGUCCAAUAAAUACUGGUGUCUUUAAAUCUUCGGACCUUAAGUUCUUUUUCUCACCUGGCCUUUACCAAAACGGAUGUAUAUUAGGCAGUUUUUUCCCCUUGACCACUUUUUUUUUUCCACCACCCCCCCAGGUAAGGGUUAUUCCUGUUUUGACAUUUUUUUAUGCAUAGUGUAGUUUGACUUUCAAAGACUAAGAUUCACAGCCAUGACAGUGUGGUUGUUAAUGUGUCCAGCUUCUUGCACUGGACUCACUAGCAUGCAUUUGUACUGCAAAGGAUGGUGCUGAAUGGCAAGUUCAACCCACAAGUUACUCUGACUGGUUAUUGCACUGAUCCGAAGUGUGUCCACUAUUCCAGAACUUGAAUUAAUUGCAUAUUGCUAAUUCCUUGAUGUGGCUUUAAAUAUAGUGUCCAAGUUUUGUCCCUGUGUGAUUUAACACCAGGACAUACCUCAUUGUCAUAGCAAGACAAGGUUUUUGCUUGUUGUUGUGUAUUACUGCCCAAAGUCCUCUGACUGACUUCUGCAGCAGUAAGAGUGUGGGAGUGGAGUGGACUACAUGUUCCUGUCAUAAGUGACUUGUUGCUGGCUUUUCAUAACUACAAAAAAUAAACUGGUGCACCACCACAGGCUGUGU